AGUCGAGCAUAACUGGAAGAGAGCACAGCAGUACAGUUGUUCAUAGUAGGAAGACAGGCAGCUCUGACUCUGAAGAAGUCGAAGCAGUGGGCAGCAGCUCUGCAUUGGAAAAGUUAAAAAGUCGUACAUACAUAUUUUGGAGUAGAAAACUGCACCGUGUGGCAGCUCGUGUCUAUUUUCUAGUUCCAAUUUGACCAAUGUGAUUCCAAUUUGAAAUUGCCCACUUGAAAAACGCAGAAAUUGUUCAGUGAGAAAAAAGUGCAACCCUAUGGCUACUCGGAAUUGUAUUUUUUCGUACGCGCGACCGUCACGAUACGUGAAUGGCGUAGAAAAUCUUAUAGUAAUUUUUACGGAGCGGGCGAAUAUUGCUGUCAGUUUCCACAAAUCGUCCUAAUUUGAGGUCAAAAGUGCAGUCGCAAGAAGUACACAGCUCCAGUAAAGGGAAGACACCAAAAGGAAAAUAUUAAGUUUGUAAAGGAAAAGAAAAAUCAUUACGAAGAAGACAAAGUGCGGAAGGGAAAAAAAAUCUGUAGGCGCUUUAUCGCCAGACGUGGAACUCCAUUUUUUUGUAGUCUUGAUUCUAUCCUGCUUGCACGUACACAUCGUAGUAGGCUCUCGUAGCAGCAGCAAACGGGGCUGGCAAAGGCAGUCAGUCGUCCAACAGAGGGCCGAGCCGAGCCAUACUCUACUGUGGCUUGUUUGUCAAAGCAAAGCAGACGGCGGGUGGGGUGAGAAGAGGAAUAAACCCACGGAGCAAAGGAGUGUUGAAAAGAAAAUAUACGAGUACUACAACCACGACGCAAAGUGGGCGAAAACGGCGACACAAAAUCAUUCCAUGAAGUGCUGAGCGAGAGCCCUGCAAAGGAACAGUAGGCUAACAAACAGUCAUCAUCAGUCAGUCAGUUCGAUGAAAGUAUCGCCAAGAAACGAACGCGCUGAAAAGAGAAGAGUUUUCCAAUAUACCUACUUUGUAUUGUGAAUUGGAGCACAGAAGUGAGAUGUAAAGUGAUAGACCGGACCCGGACUCCAGUGCAGUGCCAGUGUCUUCCACCGAGUUCGAUCUUAAUUGGUUACAAUUGCGUCUGAACAUUUAAAUUUCUACCCGAGGACGGCAGGCUAAGCUAAUUGUGUGUUGUGUCUCGGUCAAUGAGAAGUUCGCCUUUAUCGAUAGUGAAGGCUGCGGCUGAAAAGUCCCAAGAAAAUUGAUACUUACGGUGGUGACUGAUCGAGCGCAGCGGGCACAACCACCACAUACAAAGCGGCGAAUCCGUGGCACCAGCCAAUGGCUCCGUAUUAGAAGAAGUUGAGAGGGGGUGCACGUGAGGGCGGCUGGAAAAGCGGAACAAAAUGAAGCCAUAACACCUACGACGUUCGCCAUCUGCUCGGUAAAAUCGGGAAUUGCGGUCAGUUCCAGGCUGCAAGUGACCAUCCGAAGGAUUACAGACUGUCCUUCGAGGCCGGAGGAAGAGCGUACCGCGUUCAAUUGUCCGGAAAGCUUCUCCGGAAUCAAAAUAUUUACAUAACAUUGUGCCGUAUUCGGGUUUUGAUUAACAGCCUGUGCUGGCACAGAGACAGGCUUUUUCGAUUUGUUUUUCGUGGCGGGUUGUGCGUGUGUGUGAGCGAUUUUGUAAGGGAACAAAACUGAAUAUUUCUCAUUAAAACUCAAAAGAGGGCUUUGGGAAGACAGAUAUGAAUGCAUCAUAAAACUAAUAAGAAUCCGUGGAGAACAAGAAAUGGGUCUGGAGAAGCGCUAAUCGGAUGUUCGAAUGUUGAAAAUUCUGUAUGCAUGGAUUAGUGUUGAAAGAUAAAGGCGUGUAUAAAAGGAAAAGAAUAAAGUUCUGAAGAAAAAAAAGGACCAGUGAAGUGGUUUUGGUGUUUCGUAUCAGCAUUUCCCAUUAAUUGGGAACAUUUUACUUGCAGACCGGUGCGCACUGAAUGUGGAUGGGCGGGCAACGAAGCAGUCACCGUUUCCUUAGUUUCUGUUCCGUUUCCUCCAUUUAUUUUGAUAUUAGUUACGAAGGAUUCUACCGUAUGUAUCUGGUACAAUGCGAAAGCUAAGCGUGAAUACCGGAGGGAUGUCUAGACAAUCGAAAUCAGCACCCCAGGCGAAGAAGGUGAUGCCACCGGCUGUUCCGGACGUGUACGGACGAACAGGUGCAAUCACGCAACCCGGUGGCUCCGUUGAAGAGAACGGAGGAUUUAUUAUCCAGCAACAGGAGACACCUUCAACGCUAAUGCUACGAUACGAUCACACCGACUUUGCCGAUGAUCAGGGAAUUGAUCUCACGCAAUCGCCUGGACGCGAUAGCCCUAUUAGUUUGUCGGGAUCGGCUGGUUCCGGUUCUCGUCAUUCGACAGCUAGUUUGGAUUCGGGACGAGCGUCUUCCUAUUUGACAGGAGCAUCUACUUCUUCCAACCGGAGUGCCGGAGGAUAUGGAACUUUAUCUUCCCCGCGGUGCUCCGUCAGUUCGUGUUCGAUUGGCAGUGGCAAUAGGUUGAGCAAUCACUCGAACCGCAGUGAUCACGACAUUAUCUCAGAAUGGCUGAAUGAGGUACACUUUCACGAAUAUACUUACCUAUUUUUGGAAGCGGGAUACGAUUUACCGACAAUAGCGAGAAUGACUCCGGAGGAUUUAACUGCGAUCGGCAUUAAACAGCCGAACCAUCGUGAAAGACUGAAACGGCACAUUGAUGCUCUUAAAUUACCUGAUGCUUUACCGAACUACGUACCAGGAUCGAUCGAAGAAUGGCUGCGUCUGUUGAGGCUUGAGGAAUACGUUGCCCCUUUGUUGGCUCAGGGAUAUGUUACUGUUAACGAUGUCACGCAGCUCACGUGGGAGGACCUGGAAGAUAUAGGGAUCGUUAAACUAGGCCAUCAGAAAAAGAUACUUCUCGCGAUCAAACGCGUUAAGGAUAUCAUCAGUGGAAAGCUGGGUGGUCCAUACGUUGGUCCAGGAGUUCCAUUGCCACAGCCAACGACGGCAGCUCUGCAUUGUCAACCGAUAAGAGCCCAGUUUGACGAAUCGCUGGAACACAAGCAGCUAACCUAUUCCACUUUCAUGCGGCAACCCGCCCCCGGUACAGAUCCGUACUAUUGUCAGCAACAUUUGCAGCAACAGCAGCAGAUCUCUUACCCACAUGUGCAUUUCGAUGGCAAUCAAGCUAUUUAUCGUCGAAGUUCGUACGACGACAGUGACAUCACGCCAACCAAUGAAAUGUCUUCGAUGAUGAGCAACGAUCAUCAUGGAGCGAUCAACAGCCAUCAACAGUACUAUCAAGGUGGGGGAACACUUCCUCGACAACAUCAGCGCAAUAGCUACGGCGUGCGAUUGACGCUUUGCCAGAAUCCUCCUAGCACUGCCACCACCCAACGGCAGCGACCUAUAGCAAAAAUUGUAGCGAAUAACCUUAAGCUGGCUCCGACUUCGGAUGGCGGACCGGCACCACCUUACCCUAAUCCAAUGAUCGGCCAGAUUGAAAACGUCGAAAUGGCCACAGCAGCACUCGAUGCGAUGCACUUUUCCAAUUACUCUUCUUUCAAUCAUCAUCCGCUUAAAUACAAUCCCGCCACCGCUACUCAGCCGCCUCAGCCAAUCUAUCACAAUCAGAUAAUCUUGCAACAACAGGCUCAACUGCAGCAGCAACAGCAAACGCAACAGUUCUACUCCAAUUACGCCGGCCAAACGCACCAAACAACUGUCGAAAUCCACAAAACGCAGCACGAUAACAAGAGCAAUUCGAGCCUAGAAUCUAUCGAUCAGAUUCCGUUCGCUAACGAAAAUGCCGGAACGAUCAAACAGCGCUCGAUGAACCGCACCGAUCAUCAUCCCAUGCACAUGCUGUCCCAUUCCUCGUCGUCCACCUCGUCGUCGUCGUCGACGGGUUCGAUCACGACCACCCUGGCCGGCUGUAUUCAGCAGUUGUCCCCACCCCAGCAACCGGGGACGGAACAACCUCCGGGGGCGGCAACGGCUAACAAUUGCUCAAAGAGUAGCAGCAGCGGCAGCAGUGGGCCCGGACUGGCCGGAGUCGCCGCGGCCGCCGGCAAAUCUGCUUCCGCUUCGGCCUCGUGCACGACUUCACCGACGACGGCCACCGCGGCCCAGAUCGGCAUGGUCGGCACCAAUGUGCUGAACGACAUCGGCAACAUGCUGGCCAAUCUGACCGACGAACUGGAUGCCAUGCUGGAGGAGGAGAACCGGGCUGGGAUUAGCGAUAUCGAAUAAAUCCCAACCAAUGAUCGUCCGGAAAAACCCAAAAGGUGCUGGACUGUGAUGACGAUGAUGGUUUAUGAAGGAAAAAAUCGGACAACCAGAGUGAAGACUUUGUCUCACAACAACCAGCUAGCGGGUCGCACAAAUCGAUUUGUCGGAGGAGCAGCAGGUGGUGGCCGUGAGUCAAAACCCGCAGGCCACCAGGAUAGCAAAGAAUCAAAUCUUAAGCGCAACUAGCAGAGCAAUAUUACUAAAAAGGAAGGAUCCAUCAGUUGAUGGACGGAAGCAGCAACACACUAGUGGCAGCAGCAGCAGCAUCCGGGUGGAUGAUUCUACUAGAAAUCUACUACCUACGACUAUCUAGCUAUGUAUUCUGUAUCAUUUAUGAGUAGGUUUGUGUACUUUUUGUGUAUGGCGACGGCGGCGCCCGGUUUUGGAGAGGAAAUGUUAGAUAGAGGUGUUACAUUUCGGCACUCACUUUCGGGAGGAAAAAUCGUCUCGCUCGCUACUUAGACGAUUUCCUUUUUGGCUCGCGGCGGCGCCACCAUUUCCUCAUCACUCAACACAGUCAGUCAGCUAGGCAGCUAAAUAGCUUCGAUUCUCUCGAUUUGGGGUGAGAUCAGCGCGACUUUCACAUGCCUCCGCCGAUGUUUAUGGGAAAAACAACAACGGCCCGGCUCGACGAGCAAGCUAGCUAGCUGCUAGCGGAAAUGGAAAAUAAGGCAUUAAGAAAGCGCGAGUGAGUUUUCUUCGUGGAAAGGUAGUUGAACCGAUAAUUGAGUUAUAGGUUAAACGAUUUUGUGCUGUCUCGCCGCGGAAAACGGCCCCCAACCGAAUGUUGUUGGGAUUUUCGUUUUCGUCGUUGAGGCUUAUACGUGGGACGUUUGGGAAAGACAGACCGAAUAGCAUGCCGGUUGUUGAGGUUAUGGAAAGAGGAAAUUGGGUUGAUGAAAUUAUGUUCCACAAACUAACAACUAACAAGUUUGCAGCAGCAAAACAGCAACAACAAUCAUGAGCAUGAUGAUAAUCGGGGGUUCAUUUGUGGGAGCACAUUAGAGUAGGUAGGUGGUUAGGAACAUACAUAAGUAGAGCACCGAUAUUUGGGUUGAGCAAGAAGCUACUAGAAACUGUCAAAAGGGCAAUGCCACCUGCCACCCCCGACGAUGGGGAUGCGACGAACCCUUAAACCGUUUGUUUACGUUUUCGUAAUUUACUGAACAGAAAGCAGAAAAAAACCGGUUGCGUCAGUGCGAAAUUCAACGACGACCAACUGUAUGUGUCUGUCUCUCGCGCGGAUUGUAAUGUGAUGCGAGGUAGCUAGCAACAUUGUACAAAUUGUAUUGCUGCAGUAGAGCUCUAAUAGCUAUAUGAGGAUUUCUGUUUUGAGUCGCGCCGUUGAUGGACAACGCACGAGUUUGUGAGUUGUUGCUCAAGAGCUCAUCCGACUGGGCGAUGUGGCAGCCAGCAGUGGCAUCUCUUCUUUACCUACUCAUAUGCAUGUUUACAAAUCACGCAUUUCCAUUUCAAAAGAAUACCGCCCAGCCCAGCUCAUAUGGCACCUUCCACCUCCAUCUCACUGACCCUUUCGCUGGGGUGUGUAGAGUAUGGAGAGGGCGACGCCACGCUUGACGUUCGUCUCGUGACGACCGUGUGUCAUUCCACUUUGCAUGCUCUGCCCAUCCGUAGAGAUUUGUCUUUCGGUCGCUUAUGCUCGUUUUUUUCGGUUUCGUUUGUUUCCGAGGAGCAUAAACCAUCUAUCCAUCAACUACAUACAUCUAUAUGCUGCGGUUGAUUCGUGCCGUCAGUCAGUCGAAUGCAAACAUUGAACACGGGCCAAUUUAUGGCGGAGGGUGUCGUAAAUAAUAAACAAGCCGCGGCCGGCGUGUGCCCGCUCGGAUGAGCUAGGCAGUAUUUAGGAAUUAAAAAUCGCCGAGAAGCGACGGAGUUUGCGUGUGCUCGGAAGCAUCGAGCAAAUCUUUGCAGCUCGUGAGAUCGCGUGUGAGCUCAUUAUCAUCAUCGAUCACACCUUUUGGUCGUUUCGAGCAGUCUAUUAUUGAACAUCUAGAUGUUUUUUUUUUCCUAGAAUUUCGGCAUCACUAUGAUGGGGGUACAAAUUGAAAAUCUCAAACGAAUAUGGCGUCACGAAAGUCACACUUUUAAGGACAUCCUAAUUGAAAGUAUUUCUUCUAUCCCGAAAAAAAAUCUAAUGGGAUUACCAGCCUGUCGGCCGAGCGCGGGAGCUUCGAAAUGAUAGCGCUAUUCUUAAAGGGUGAUACGGUAAAAAUUUGGUCAAGGGAAAACGCGUGUAAAUCGGUGAAAUCGUUUAUUUAAAAAAUCAAAUUAAAUUUCUUUUUCAAGUUUAAUUAGUAUAAAAUUCAGGAUAAAUAUUCAGUUAGGCUUCCGCUUUUCCAAAUUCGAAUUACCGGGCCUUACGCUUAACCCCUGCCAUCAGAUUUUGUACAGCCACCUUGUCCACCUUCUUCGUCGCAGAAAGCCAGUUUGCCUUGAACUGCUGCUCGUCCUAAGCAGUUUUUUUGGUCUUCUUUAGGUUCCUCUUGACAAUAGCCCAGUAUAUCUCAAUUGUCCUUGAGAACCAUCUGCACGUUGUUAACGGCGUACCACUCCAUGGCCUUUUUACCGUAAUGGCAAGAUGCCAAAUCCGGCCAAAACAGUACGGAAAAACCGUGUUUCUUCAGGAAAUGCAGCAGACGUUUAUUCAAACUCUCUUUCACGUAAAUUUAUUGGUUGACAGUCCCGGAAGCUAUGAAAAUGCUGCUUUUCAAGCCACAGGCACAGAUGGCUUGCCAAACCAGAUAUUUCUUCGCGAACUUUGACAGUUUCAUGUGCUUGAAAAUAUCUGCUACCUUUCCCCUUCCUUUUGCCGUAUAAAACUCCUGUCCCGGAAGCUGCUUGUAGUCGGCUUUGACGUAGGUUUCGUCGUCCAUUACCACGCAGUCAAACUUCGUCAGCAUCGUCGUGUACAGCCUCCGGGAUCGCGCUUUGGCCGUCGUAUUUUGUUUAUCACCGCGAUUUGGAGUCACUACCUUCUUGUUAGUCGAUAGUCCGGCUCGUUUUUCGGCUCGAUGCACGAUUGUAGACGAUACACCCAGCUUAUUUGCGACAUCUCGGAGAGAGAGGUUAGGGUUUCGCUUAAAACUACCAGCAACUCUCUUCGUCGUCUCAGCAGCUCCCGGUUUUCGAUUUCCCCCCGAUCCAGACUUCCUGGCUGUCGACAAACGUUCCCCAAACACCUUAAUUACAUUUGUAACGGUUGAUUUGGCAACUUUUAGCGAUUUUGCCAGCUUUGCGUGAGAGUAGCUCGGAUUUUCGCGAUGCGCGAGCAAAAUUUUGAUACGCUGCUCUUCUUCCUUGGACGGCAUUUUGACAACUGAAGAGUGAAUUCCAAAAUCAAAAUAGAAGCAACAUUCUACACACACACACACACACACACACACACCUUCAAAAUGAGGGGUGUUUAGGUUUUUGAUUGAGUUGAUAUUGACCAAAUUUCGACCGUAUCACCCUUUAUUCGCGCUCUGGCGGAUUCAUGUUUUUUGGCAUAAAACAAAUGUUUUGGCUUUUGUACCACCCUAGUGUGUCUUUGGCGUAAUGACAUGAUGAAAAAUCGGGCCAAAAUAUGACGGGUCCAUCAUGCUGCUUGAUCAUCGACAAUAAAAGCUUCUGGAGGCAUUCCUUGAUAUAGUUCUGGGUGUUCAUGGUUUCUGUUGUGACGUACGGGCUUUAUAUUUGGCGAAACUCCCAAAUUGCCUGUCAAAAACUCACCUUCUUGCCAAAUUUUUCGUUGAAAAUGGCCUUCUCCGUUGGUUAUAUGCUUGUCCUUGCGUAUAGUGAAGUAUUGUGGCCCAGAAAGGGUUUUAUAGUUGAUUUGGGUUCCUUUUAGGGAUUUUUUUCUGCUUCCGGUACGUCUUGAGCCCAAAUCGCUCUUUAGCACGCAUCACGCUAGACGUCGAGGUUCCGACUUUUCUCGCCACAUCCCGAACGGAAGCCGAUGGUUUCUGUUUGUAGGCAUCCCUUUUUGUCGAUACAGGACCAGAUUUUCGGCCACUCCUUGGUUCAUCUUCUAAUGUACCAUGUUCACCAUAUAUUUUAAUAGCUCUCCGUUCCGCUCCGACGCUCACAUCAUCACCUAUUGGCAAUUUUCUCAAUAAGAUUCCUUUCACAGUACACCACUUGUGUACGAUACUUUUUCUAUUUUUCGGAGUAAGACCACGCAUUUUGAAAUGUAAUCACAAACUAAAUGUGUUUUGAUGUUGUCACCUACAGAAAUGUGUAAACAAAAGGACGCAGCCAGUAGAAUUCGAAAAAAAUAUUCGAUUCAAAAUGGCCGUUAACAUUGGGUAUGCUUAUAAUUUCUUGGACAGUCUAUAGUUCAACGACUAGAGGAAUCUGCAAUAUAGAUCCAUCGAUUGUGUCCGAGACAAUCCGACUACAAUCUUCGUUUGAUCUAUCUCCUCUUGCACGUUACGUAGAAGGUCUGGCAGAUAAGGUAUGACGUCGUGGUGAGACUCGAACUCUGCUGCGGCAUUGAAUCCAUUAACGAAGAAGAAGUCAAUUUGGCUGGUCACAGCGUAGAACUUGGACCGGGUCAUAUCCGAUCGGGAUAUCUCGUAAAAUUGAUCUCUGAAUAGUAGCCACAGCAACAGCAAGGCAUGGAUUAUCACUAUAUAGAGAGUUCCUUUCUGGACCGACUCGGCCAAACCAUCCCAAAGUGUUCGAUUCUGGAUCUUCUAUAUACUCGCGUUGAGCCAUGUUAUCGGAACAUCCUUCCGUUGGGAAGAUUGACGUUGCCAAGUUCAGUACACACGUACUUGAUGAUGGCAGAUGGUUUAAGCCCUAACUCACCUAGGUCAGCGACGAAAUCGCCACGUUCAUGACGGGCGAUGUUGACACCGUUCAACUCAACUUGUCUCAGCAUCCUGUAAUAGGCACCAGCGUGCUAGUGUAAUAUUGAAGAGCGGGCAGAAAUACGCGUCUAGCAGAUGCUGAAAUUUUCGCAACUAAACCAGCGUGUAGUUGACGGGUAACUUCGUUUAAGCCUCCGGCACCUGAGUAGAUGCGGAAUUCACCGAGAUUUGGUCCAACCUCAGCUCCGGAUAGAAGAGCGAGGGCAGUAGAUCCCGGUUUCGUUAGAUAUGCUGGGCUGGUAUUGUGGGAGUGGCCCCAUUUUGCGCUGGCGGACGAAAGCCGCGCCCUCCUCGUCGACCGCGCAUGCGGGGUGGGUUGGCCCGAAGCCUGGGCGUUAUCACUUGGUUGUUGGUCGCCGCCAUCUCUCCAUCCUGGGCGAGAAGGGCCCGCAUUGCUGUUGUAACGUGGUUGCCCACGAUUUUCGCGAUUAUUAUCAGCGUUCAUUCAAAUAAGAAUUUUAUUAAAAAAGGGGGGAUCCUUGUUGAGAUAUGGAUUAAAUGAUUGAAAAUGUGAAUAAAAUCUGCCCUGUUUCUUAUUACAAGAAAUGGUCACGGAAUAGACGGGACAAGUUGGAAAAGGCAUUCAAAACUCAUUUCAAGAAAAAUCAGAAAAAUUUCGCUAAGGUCCGUUUUUUUGGGCCCAUCUACAAAAUGUAUAAGGACGGUUUUCGAAAUUUGACAUGACCCAUUUGGCUGCCACGCCAUGUACAUAGAUAAGGGACAGGAUCCGGGAUCAACAUCAGUUCACGGGAUUAUAAUCCAAAAUCUGGAUCUGGUAACCGAAUUCGGGAUCAGUAUCCGGGAACAGAAACCGGAAUCAAGAUUACAUACUCUCUGGGCCUUGGAUUCCGGACAAAGAUCGGAGUCCGAUCAAGUUCAAAUUCGGAAAUCAGGCUCAAUAUUACGAUGCGGGAUAACGGUCCAGAAUCAAGAUCUGUAUUCAGAAUCCGGUAUCAGGAUCAAAACCAGAAUCGGAAAUCAAGUCCCAGGUUCAGCAUAACGAUCCAGAAUUAAGAUCAAAAUGAGCGAUCAUGAUUUAAGAUAGCUGUCGUUUAAAUUCCUGCACUCUCCAAGCAGGUUUCAGCAUUCUGAAACAAAGCACAAACCACUCCGGGAACUUCGGUCGGCCACUUAUUCAAAUAUUUUCCACGGUUUGGUUCCAAAACUUUUAGUUUAGAAACGCAUGCGUCGCCUAAAACUCAUGGCUUACUGCUCCUUCAACAUAAGUUUCUAAUUUUUAACGGCGCGUUCGUAAAUUGAUUUCUUUCUAUUGAUGUGUAUUUUUUUUUAUCGAUGCUGGCGUUCGUAAAUUAAACAAACUGUAUGCAAAAGCAUUGGAAGGGGAUUUGACAUCUUCCCAAAAAAUCCUAUCGAUAACCUAAAAAAUCAAUUUACGAAUUUAAGAGAAUUUAUUUUAAAUUGAUUUAAUUCUCAAUAUGUAAAAGAUGGAUAUGAUAUUGUUAUUUACAAACUAAAAUUUGUUCAAAUGUCACUGUCAUCUGUUGUUAGUUUGUGGCAUCAGAUCUUCCCUAUUUUUGUGAAGUUCCUUAAAAUUGAAAAUAAUUGAUAUAAACAAAAAUCAGUAAGUAACAAGGAAAUCUUUGUAAAGUUGGACUUUUUCGACAGGUUUUAAUUUUUUUCUAGGAGGUCUCUUCAUUAGUUGCAAUAAAUCCUGAAGCCAAACCAAAACAAUUCUAUCAUCCACUACCUUUGAAGUGAGCAGAGAUAUAGAUUUCUUCGCAUACAUUUUUCUAAGAAGAGGUGACAAAAACGGGUGAGCUCUUCAGAAGCAAGUCUUAUGUUUUUGUUCUUAGGAAGUUAAGGAAAAAACAUCGUGGGUAGGAGGUGUGUUUUUGUGGGUUCAAAACAUAACCAACAACUAACCCAGAGCAUUUUGAUGUGUUUAGUAGGCGAACGUGAAAAGUUAAAUCCAAACAAAAACACCACGCCACUUCCAGCAAAAAUAAAAAAAAAAACGCUUCUAGGAGCUAAAUCUACUCCAAGGGCCGCCGGCCGAGUAACACGUUUAUUUACAAACAAAUUUAGCAUUCGGUAGGCAGACAGUCUGGAGAGAGGCGAACGGAAGUCAGUCUUAGAGCUAGGGAAAGGGGAAUGAAAACGCAUCCAAACAUUUUACUGAGGAAGACGCGAUCGCGCGAGCGAGCUGUUUCUUACAGAGGAACGUGCACCUUCAAGCAGCGUAGAAAAUUAGAAGAAGCAAGUUUAGACCGGAGGACCAUAAAACCCGAUUUCCGCCCCCGCGAUUUCCGUCUCCGAUUUGCCCUCGUCCGUCGAACGGACCAGACAGUCAAUAGGGGGGCCCAAUAGGGUUGCGCGCACCACAAGUUUUCGCUCGCCGUCCUUCCUUCCUAAUGGUUAUAUUUCGAUCUGAAUGGUGGAACGUGUCGAUCACAUAAUCUGGAAUGGCGUUGUUCUAUCGAUUUCCAGUUCGAUUUGUACAGGUCGAGAGUAACAUUUCAAUUUUUGGUAACGACAGAAUGGAACACGAAAUGAAACUUGCAAAAUUUUGAACUUUUACAAAGGUUUAUCAAUACAAAUCUAAUAGGAUCAAAUUCUUGAAUAUUUUUUUCACGGUCGCCAUAUGAAUGGAGUAUUUAUUGAAGCUCUCUCAAACUAACUAAGUUGAUCUGAUUUUACCUCAAGCAUUAGCUGUCGAUUGAUAUAUGUUAAUUUACAUAACCGGAAUUUCAAGUUACGGAUUUUGACAGUUGACGUUCAUGCACUCGAAAAAAAACCUUUGUGAAAAUGUAUAGGAAUUGUUUGGUACUCUCGUAAUUUUUUUUUUAUUAAAUCAACACGUUCACCUUCAUCUUGAUCACAAACGAAAGGAGUAGUAACUCCCGCACAAGAACGACCGCAAGGAAGGAAAAAUAAGAAAAAAAACCCAUCUGUGGUGUUGAACCUCCCAGAAGAAACAGGAGAGAACAACCGAAAUCGAAAAAAAAAGUUAGACGGAAAAUCGGGACGGACGAAGACGGACGAGACAAAUGAUGGGAUUUGUUGCAGCCAGCCAGUUGGAUUCCUUAAGUGCGACCAUAUGUGUGUUCGGUUGUUUCCUCGGAAGAUUACCGAUGAGCGCACGUGUUCAAAAUGAUGUUGUCGUUUUUUUCUUCUUUUGAUUUUGUUUUGUUUUAAAUGUUGGUGUUGAUGUUUGGGAAUCAUUUCGUCAUAAGAACACCCGCACCCGCGCAACCUUCGUCCUUUGGUAGGAGUUCGAAACGCAGAAGACGGAGACGAACGUUCGGGAUCAGUCAGAACCAUAGAAAUAGAAAUGCAGCUCAUCCAGACUUUUUUUUUUUGCUUCGAACUAUUUCUCUCAAGUGUAUUUCGAUUUUCGUUUUUCCCUUUUUCUGUUUCGAAAAACUAUAAACGGGGUGAUGGAAACAUGUGGCUUCGGCCGUCUAUUUUUGACCACAAACAACAUCUUUUAACCGAUGUUAUGUAUGUAUAUUAUUUUCCUGCAGGAUUGCAUCGAACAAAAACCACAUGAGAAGGGAAAAUGGGCGAGGGGGGCACAAAUUUAUGAUGGAACGAAUUGGUAAAAUUUACUCAAAAUUCGUUUCAAUCCAAUGAGUUGAGCGUAAUUUUAUGGCUAGUGUUCUAAUGGCUUUUCGUUUUAUUUCAGAUGGUCCAGAGUAAUGUUAAGAAAAUUAAUAUUGGAAUUGGCGAACCCUCAAAACGAAGGAACAAUUUUUGAAUCAAGCAGUUCUAGAGAUGAUUUUUUUAGUAAAUCGUCUAAUGGAAGAGGUCUAGAGGCAGUUAGGAAACCCCUCCAAAUCGGAACGAUCCGAUGAAAGGUGGCGGACGAGUGUUGCCUCUGGGGCAAUAAAACUCUUCCAUUUCUCAAAAAUGCUCUUACUCAAAUCAAAAACAUUUGGAUUGGAUUGGAGUAGAAAUGAACGUCAAGACAAGUCAAGCCAAGCCAAGCCAGGUUGUUGUAAAAUUUCAACCGUGAAACGACGAUGCUGAAAUGCCUGACGAGGUGAUGAAAUUAUUGCUUGAUCCCGAGAAUUGACCCAUAGAAACUAGAGAUGAAUCUCAAGGGAGCUAUUCGUGAAAUAGUUUUUUUCAACCCGACUUUUGAUCUACUAAGGUAGCGAAAAGAAGAGACACUUUCAUCGUUGUCGUCGUUUUGAAAUCUAUCAAGAGGUUCUAUUUUUAAGAACUAGGCCAAUCGAGAUCCAAUCUCGUUUGUAGCAUACAAAAAUCUGAAUUAGGACAGAAGCUAUUUGUACACCUCAACGAUCUUGAGCGAUUCGUCGUUGGCUCUGUAACCUUCAGUUUUGAAUAAUUAGAAUGCAGUAUGAAAUCUCUGUUCAGGAUUCUAGAUUGGAAAACAAAAACUGGCGAAGAGGUUGAUAACAGUUAAACUGUAAUUAAAAAUUAUGUUACGAUGUCUGCUUAAGAAAGCUUAAAGACACUUCCAGUGAGAUCGAUCUUGUUUGCACCCUCAGAACUGAAAAACAGUUUACAAACCUCCAUUAUUAUUGAAUGUAGACCAGAGCUCUGUGAAAACUGUAAACAAUCGCACUGGAACACGUGUUGUGCACUUUGCCCAUUCCAAAAUGAAGAAGAAAAAACCCUGCGGGUUACUUCUCGAGGAAGCAAGUCGUAAUCGAAACAGAUGUGUGUACUGGAACUAGUACCAAACAAUAAGGUAUUCAGAAUCGCUCCCAUUUGACUGGUUAGUUGGAAAAGAUUCUAAACAACAAUCACUCGUGCACACGAUCGAAUCCAGAAGUUUUUUUUUCAGGGAUGAAAAUAGAUCAACCGGAAUCGGGUCAUAAACUACGUGUCUGUGUGGACCACGUUGAGAAAAUUUGUGUUUUUCCGGGAAACUUCUCUCUGGAAAGUUAUCUGGGUGUCUACAGCAAACUAGUUUCGAGACUAGUCAACCCAUUUUGUAAACAAUGCUUUCUUUUUUUAAAACUUGAUUAAAUAGAGAGAAAACAAAUGUAGACCGUAUCACUUUGGCUUAAUAGUUAAACCUAAAAAGGUUUCAUGUCCAAGCCAGAAGUUCAGACAAAUCUACAAAAAAAAAACCGAUUUCAAUCAUUCCAGUCACUAACUUUUAAAGUCAAGCCUCCGGUGUUUUGCCACAAAGUUCAUAGAAUCAUUCCAGUUUUAGUAAACUAUACAGUUCAAAGCCGAAAGUACUUAUUUUUAACCUAGGUAAUAUUCAAUUUCAUUCCAAGCCAUAAAGAUUCGUAGCGAAAUAGUUUCAGAAUUCAGAUUGUUCAAUCCAAAAAAUUAGGUCAAAAGUAUGAGGAUUCAGUACUCAGAUCCAAGAUCCAGAACUCUAAGAUCCACAUUUAGAAUUUAAGAGAAUUUAGAACUAAGAUCCACAUUUAGAAUUCAGAUUCACAAUUGAGACUCAGAAUUCAGAUUCGCAAUUCCGAUUCCGAAUUCAGAUCUCAGGAUUCAUAUUUUUUUUAUCAGAUUUAGAAAUCAGAUUCGGGAUUUAGGAUUCCGAUUCAGAUUUGAGACUUCGGAUUUAGAAUCAGAAUUCAGGUUCGGAAUUCAGAUUCAGAAUGCUGAUUCGAAACUCAGAUUCAGAGUUCAGAUCCAGAUUUGAUUCAAACUUCUGAUUCACAGUGUCGGACAAUAGAAUAGGACCACAGCUCAAUCCAAAACAGAAAGUGACAAAACUUUGAGAAAAAAAUUUCCAUUUAAGUGCAUCAAACCAUUUACAAAUUGUAAAUUCCAUUCUUCGAAUAAAUUAAAAUCAUCCGUAGUUAAAACAAUUGUCCUUUAUUUAAAAAUGCGUUUUAAGCAUACUUACUGACUAAAAUAACGCGACAUAAAAUAGGACCGCUUUAGAAUUCAUGGUAAAAAAAAGGAAAUUCAUACCGUGAUCGAUUUGCAGGGUUAGUACUUGGUGGUAUAACCCUUAUUACGCAUCACUUCUCGCAUCCGGUUCGGCAUCGACUCCACCAGCUUUUGGCACGUUCUCACCGGGAUAGCGUACCACACCGCCUGGAUUCUCUCCCACAGCUGCUGCUUGUUUUUUGAUUUUUCGGUGUACACCUUACGUUUAACUAUUUCCCAUAGGUUCUCUAUGGGAUUGAGAUCAGGGGACUGUGCUGGAGAAUCCAUAACGUCUACCUUAUUAUCCUGGAACCACUUUCUAACCGUUUUAGCGGUAUGUUUGUGGUCAUUGUCCUACUGGAACUGCCACUUUAGGGGCAUCUCCCACUCGGUGUGUGGCAGCAUUACUUCCCGAAGUAUCUGGGCGUAGAGAUGCUGGUCCAUAAUCCGGUCGAUCCAGUACAAGGGACCCACACCAUGAUGCUACCUCCUCCAUGUUUGAAUGUUUUAUUUGUAUACUGGGGCAUAUACGCACAGCCGAGUGGGCGAUGGACCCAACUCUUUCCGUCCGAGCCGAUGAGGUUCACUUUGGUCUCAUCCGACCACAGCACAUUUCUCCAUAGUUUCUCCUUUUCCGGACCGACCCAAUCGAAGUGGUCCUUCGCAUACAUCAGCCGCGCCUUCAAGUGCUUCGGCGUCAGCAUCGGCACCUUCCGGAGACUUUUUCCUCCUAGUCCCUUCUCCGCCAACCGUCGCUGAACCGUCCGGGAACUCACAGAUAAGUUUAGCUCGUCUCUGAUCUGCUUGGACGCUUUGAAAGGGUCCUUUUGCGAGGCACGCUCGAUAACCGAAUCGUCCUUCGGCGUCGUUUUGCGGGGGCGGCCAGUCAGUUCCCGUUUGCCGGUGCUGUGAAGCGCGUUGAAAACGAAAGUUUUCUACCUUGCUAAGUAGUCGGCAAUCUCGCGUUGGCUCGUUGGCCAGCCUUGUACAGAUUCCGGAUGAUCGCUCGCUGGACCUCCGUGCAGUGCUGUGCCCGACCCAUCGCUUUUUCGCUGAAAACAGAGCAGGACGAAGGAAAUCUUUAUUUUUUGUUUGUUUUCAUGAUUUACAUGUUUAAUUUUAUGGGAAAUACUUACCAGGACACGAAAAUGGACAAACAACACCGAAAACAACACCUUUUCUUCAAAUCUAGAGCGCUGAAAAUGCCGGAACAGCCGAACCGAUGAGCUGGUCUUAUUUUAUGACGCGACUUUUUUCACCCUCUGACAGCUUUCUGGCCGAGUAGAACAAACGGGUUGCUUUGAUUGCAACAAACGUGCAGUACACUCUAAUUCUCCUUGACUCAGAUUUGAAGGAAAAUAAUUCAAAAUGCGCCAAAACUAGGAAAACUCAAAUUUUGAUUAGAGCGGUAAAACUCAGAAAUGAAUUGUAGGGGUUUUCGCGAAUUCUGAGUUGUUUUUGUUCAGGGUUGUUUAGGCUUGUUCAUGGAUCGACUGAAUGAAAAAAAAUCAAAAAUUUAUGAAAAUUCAAAGCGGUUUUGAAUGGAAUUUCUGAUUUCAAAAAUAAAAAGACGAUUGUACGGUGAAUUUAGAAGAUGGAUGCGUGCUUUUUAUCCGGUUGGUUUUAUUUUUUCAUCACAAAAAAAGUCAGUGUCACCGGGCCAUCUGACCGCAUCCAGCCGGGAGAACUUCGUGCUGUCCCACUUGGCAGUCUCUGAAUAAUCUAAAUUUACCGUGUACACAAAGUUGGCAUACUACAAUAAGCGCUAGGUGUCGCAUAUUAUUAUAUUUGAAUUGGCAGUUUAAAGGUGAUUUCUGAGAAAUAUGUAUUCAAAAAAAAAAAUUGAUAUGUAAAAAAGGAUUUUGUUUCCCAAUUUUGAUUUGAGUUCUUUUUCAAUUCUUUUCAGAUUUCUUCUCCAGAUAUAAGGCCCGCUAACAAGGCUUUAUGCCCAGAAAUAAAAAUAAUCGUCACAUAACAAAAUACAUUUUCUUUAGAACAUGUGUAUCCGUGAUCCAAACAGUCAGUUUAGACCCGAAUUCCGACCAAAACAACCGCCUUCGUUGUCCAUUAUAUUAGUUUCAACUCAACUUUAUUUGGAAUCGGUAUAAAGAUUGCUCCAAAACUGACGUGAUGUGGACGCAGCUCUAAACCGUUUGACAGUUAAUGGAACACGAGUGAGAUUGCCAGUUUUGUCACUGGAUUAGAUCUUAUUCUGUUGAUCGAAAUCUUGUAUAAAUUAGACCCAAGAAUAGAUAACGGAUACCAGUGCUCUAAUAAGUCAAGGGACCGUUCAGAUACCACGUGGACAGAAAAAUGAGAUUUUUUGACACCCCCCUCCCCCUCCGUGGACAAGCGUGGACAUUUGGCAAACCCCUACCCCCCUCCUCGGAUGUCCACGUGGACAGACUUGAAAUUGUUUUUUUUUUUCAAAAACUCAUUUGACAGUUAGAAAACAUUACUUUUUGCCUAUUUGUUAUUGGAAUUACUGAUAAAAAAAAAAAAAGAAAUAGCAUUACCUGAUGUGAAAUGAUUUAAAAAAAUUAAAUUUCUUAGUUAUCAUAUUCAUUACUUGCUUUCAAGUGGUUUUUAAUUGUUAAGACUUAAACUGGAAAGCUUUGUAAUUUUAAGAUUCAAACAGUAAGUAUGACCACGUGGACAUGACCCAAACCCCUACCCCCCUCUCCGUGGACAAGCGUGGACAUUUCCAUACUCUCCCCCCUCCCCCUAAGUUGUCCACGUGGUAUGUGAACGGCCCCCAAGGAGAUCAUGGUGAUGAAUAAACCAAUUGGUUUAAAAUCCCAAAAAAAGACAAGGAAAAAAUAAGUCUAGGAUACCAGGAUUUUUAGCUAAAUUUAUAAGUUUUCUGAAUAUUGUUAUUGGUUCAAUUGAAUUUAUUUUUCAAUUAUUUUGAAAUUUUCUCCUCUGCAAAGUUCCCAAAGAUUUUCCACCUUAGAACUAACUAUAGUUCGUCGUGAGUCAUGCCUUAAUGUUGUGUUGAUUGUCUCGAUAGUCAUAAAUAAGUUGUGUAAGCUUUGUUUACUAACACAAAAGGGAUCUUAUCGCUGCCAUUCGUUUGUUGUUGAUUAAAAUGUCCAACUUAAUUUGCCCCCAAUUCCCCUUUCCCUGAUCCGAUCCUGUGCCGCCGCCGCCGUCACGGCAGAGUGAACUAUAGUGAUCGAAAUAUGAGUAAAUCUAUUGUUUGUAAACAAUCCCCUUAGCGAUAAUGAGCGAUCGAUCGAUCGAUCGCGAGAGCUUUAACGGAGCUCCGUUAUCGGACGUUAGUUAAUGUAUAAAUCGUUAGAGAGUGAUCGCAGUAAAUCAAAACAUUGAUUAUACAAAACAACAACAAAAAAAGUAAGGUUAUGCGUGUCAUAAACCGAAACGUAAACAAAAAUAAUAAGAAAAAAGCCGUGCGUGACACGCACUAAGCAAGAAAGUUAGUAAUUUCCCCUUCCCCAUGAUAUGUUCAGAGUUGUGUAUAGAAAUCGUGGACGCCCCCUCGUAAUCGUGAUAGGGAUUGGCCCCGACGACGUUUCCGACGAGAGUAGCAAACUUCUCCAAGGUAGUGUUAGUUUAGUUACUAUACAUAUGUUCGUUGUUGUAUCGAUUUCUUCUACAUAUUUGUAUAAAUUAAACGAAAAAGAAAACAAAAAAAAAUCGACAAAGCGCAAAACAGCAGACAAAAACUGCACGGAAGGGAAAAGGAAGAAAAAUCAAAAAUUGUUGCUCGAGCCCUUUUUCACUUUUCAAAGCUACUGGUGAAGAUGAAGUUUGACUAACGCUAACGUCUUUCUGAAGAAGGUCUUUUUUGUCUAUUGAAAAAAAAAACGCGCAAAGCUUAGCAAAACAGAAACAACCCAAAUGGCUUUCACACAUACACAAGCUGUCUUAACCUUAGUUUCUCAAAAUAAACAAUCACUAGAAAUCACAAGAAAAGUAAAACAAUGAAACCAAUUACCCAGUACCUUCUAAAGCAAAGCAAGAAAAAAUAAGAAAUGAAGAAACAUAACAACAAACAAGACGAAAACAAGUUUUUAAGAGCGAAAUUUAUCAAUCAAUAAUCCUGUCCAUGCAUUUAGAGGUUUGUUUUUUUUUCUAAACCGUAACGCGUUAACCCGGAAACAAUAGGUGAGCAACAAAUCACAAUACUAUCCAUUGAAAAUUCAGACAAGAAACUCGAAAGCGACGAAAACUUUAAACUAAAGAACAAUAGAAGAACAGACUGGGAAAAAGAUGGGAACCUGUUUAGGAUGUUUUUUCUCCGAUUUUUUUGGGAGGAACAAUAAAAAACAAAACAAAAUGUCACUUAAGGAAGUAAAAAAACUAAAAAAUAGUAAAAAGAGACAAGAGGAGCUAAAGUUUGUUACGAAAACAAUUACAAAAAAACUGAAAGUAUUUUUUGUAGUGUCGCCAUCAGCAGCAUUUACCGGUAUAACGACGGCAACCUAAAACCUAACCUUAAACACCCAAAACCUAACAGCAGAAGCGUUCGAAAACAAUAAGCAAAACAAAAAGGAACAUCGUGUAUAGUGAAGGUAAACAACUAAUCAAUAAAACAAAACAAAAAAAAAAAGGGAAAAUGUAAUCCUUUAGCGAAUUUUAAAUAAAAAUAAACCAACCAAUACAAUAAUGAAGCGUAAGAACAAAAACAACACAUUUGAAAUGAAUAAGAAAAUAAAAACUAGCGUGUUUCGAGUAAACAAAAACACCCCCACUUACACACACAUGCAUAUAUACAAUAUAAAUGUUCAGGUGACAGAAAAAGUAACCAAGUGGGAAACAUUCACACACAGAAUUUUACACAGCUGGAUUGGGUAAACAACAAACAAUAAUAUGGUAAUUUGGGGGUAGUGUGUGAUAUACACACACACAUAAACAAAAACUCACAUAUUUAAAAAUGAGACGGAAGAAGGGAUGAGGGCUUUUUCUAGAAAAAAAAGUAAAGUAUUCGGAACGUGUGUGUGUUUGUGAGGUUGGAUAUGAGAUCGAUUGAUGAACAACAACGCCAGGCGCAAAGCUGCAGCAUUUUUUUGGUGGACAGUCAGUGUCAGUACGCAGCUCGGUUCGGUUUUUGAAAGAACACAAAAAAAAAACUUAAAUAAGGAAACAACAACAAAAAAAAAAACGGAAGGGUAUAGCAUCAUAUUAAAUGUAAUGAUUAUUAUUAUUAUAAAAAUUAUUAUUAUUAUUAUUGCUAAUAAUAUAUUGAGCGCGAACAGGUAUGACGUGUAAAACAAAUAAAUUAAGUAUGAUUAUUACAAUUGUAACAUUCUACACAUGAACUUAAAUAUAUAUAAAUAAUAAAGUAUAUUAAAAUUGA
Uranotaenia lowii is the source of this 20288-nucleotide messenger RNA. RefSeq lists its product as uncharacterized. Gene Ontology annotation, molecular function: protein phosphatase binding; signaling adaptor activity. NCBI's taxonomy places the organism in Eukaryota, Metazoa, Arthropoda, Insecta, Diptera, Culicidae. Gene Ontology annotation, cellular component: axon; focal adhesion. The record is from RefSeq and is a predicted model, not a curated record. Gene Ontology annotation, biological process: axonogenesis; cell surface receptor protein tyrosine phosphatase signaling pathway. The coding region runs from base 2046 to 4226 and encodes 726 amino acids. The transcript has 2 exons.